CUUUCAUUCUCCAGACAUCAAUCACUGGAAGACUGAACAGUGAUGAAUUUCUACGUCUAUGGAGAAAAGUUACCAUGUACAAGGAUAUCUUCUUCCGUUCAGAUGUGGACCGUUCUGGAAUGUUGUCAUCGAGUCAACUGAGGAACGCAAUCAUGGCUUCAGGGAUCAGGCUGAGUGAUAGCCUGCUGAACCUGAUUGCUCUGCGCUACGGUGGAUCUUCUGGAAACAUCAGCCUGGAGAGUUUCAUCAGCCUCGUCCUGCGCAUGGACCGCAUGGCCAAAAUAUUCAGAGAACUCAAUAAUGGAGGGGCCAUAUCUCUUCGAGACAAUGAGGUAAUGACCAGUUAA
Molecule: messenger RNA, 347 nt
Organism: Salvelinus fontinalis (brook trout)
Lineage: Eukaryota; Metazoa; Chordata; Actinopteri; Salmoniformes; Salmonidae
Product: calpain-9-like
Exons: 4
Coding region: 75-347 (90 amino acids)
Molecular function (GO): calcium ion binding
Source: RefSeq, a predicted model, not a curated record